Molecule: messenger RNA, 751 nt
Organism: Blepharisma stoltei
Lineage: Eukaryota; Ciliophora; Heterotrichea; Heterotrichida; Blepharismidae
Source: the annotation of a GenBank genome assembly
AUGGAAAAACCAAAUGUACUUCAAAGCUACCUUCUGCCAGACCACAUCCUUCCGAAAGGUCGAAGAUCACGCGUGUCUUCUCAAAACCAAAUAACCAUCAAUAUAUUAAGAACUGACAGUAUUAAAGAUACUGAAUCUAAAAAUCAAACUCUCCUGCCAAAGACCCAAAAUAUUUCCCCUACAAACGAAGGAUCCGCCAUAUCCAGAAACACAGAAUUCAAGCCUUCUCUAAUUCCAAUCCAAAGAAACACUAAAAAACGAAAAACUCUGAAUGACAGCCCUGUUUUCACAACUGAAGACUUGUCUGUACAUCACGAGAACGUAAAAGAGCUAUUUAAAAAUAUCUCUCCUGCUAUGUUUCAACGCAAGUCCAAAAAAUUUGUGAAGCUCAAAAGCCUUCCUCCAAUUGACCCGCCAGUAAAACUAGCGACUAAAUCAACAUGGAAUUUUGACAUAAAUAAGCCAAAACCUAGAAAAUUGACACAAAUCCAGUCAAAACCUGUAUUAAAGCGAAAUAGAUCUUUUGAAAUAUCUAAUAUCAACAACAAAUUAUGCCAUUUAUUGUGAUUGGAGGCUUCUAUUCUGAACUAUUAUUUUGUUAUCUGUUAGAAAUAGAUAAUAUAGCAGAUUAAAGAAGAUUUUAAAUCUAAUCGUUACUAUAAAUGAUAAAUUCCCCCUUAACAUCUGUCUGGAUAAAAUCAAUUGGCUUUCAACGAAUUUUUUCAAGCCAAAAAUCUCUGUUAAAACUUAA